AUUCUUUUAAGUGACACGUAAAGAGAUAGGACUCGUAUCUAACAUUACCUUAUAUAUAAAUAUUAUCUUUCCUUUUUAUUUUACUUUAAAUUAUUGUUUCGCAUGGUGAGGGAUGAUGAAUAGCCUGCAAUGUCAUUUUCAAAUUUUCCAUUUUACGAUGACUUCAAGAUGCCGACGAAAAAAACCCUCUCGGCUAACUCUGAUGCAUUUACAACAAUGUGCAUUAAUGUGCACUAACCAGAAUAUUUCCCCUGAAGCCCACACUGUGGGGCGUAAAAAGACAUACAAACUUGAGAUACAAAGUCAUCAGCACGUCAACUGUCCUCAAUGUCUAUUGCUCGUUACGUCUUCUAUCGAUAUAUGAUUAAAAUAAAAAGGUAAUAAACGUCCGAAUCCUUGAUUCCACUCGGACAAACAAAAAAAUUGGAGCGUCGGGACGCCGUAGCGCCGUUGCCCCGACAACGCAAACAGUCAGCACUAACUUUUCUGUUGUCAUCAACAACAGCGACAUUUCUGUAGCAGAAGAAGCUUUUGGUUUUUAGCGUGUAGUUGUACCUUCAGUGGCCCUCUGUUAUCACAGUAGAACACAAUGAUUCCACCAGCCGAGUCGCUUCUGAAACAAAGCAACCCAGUUCUGGUCAGCAAAAGCGCCGAGAGGAAGUCACUCAAGGGGCGUCCUUUAAGAGUGAGCCCUCAGCAGCCUGUUGACUCCAGUCCUGUUCCACCACCUCCUAAACCCAAAUCCAUCUCCACUGAGACCACCAGGCAGGAAAAUAAAGAUAUCCUGACUGCCAUCUUUCCACCCAGGGAAUGGAUGGAGGGGAACCAACUGUGGGUGCAGCAGGUGUCCAGUACACCUUGCACAAGAACAGAUGUCGUGCACCUGGAGGAACUACUGGACAGAAAGCUGGAGCAAAGGCGGGCCAGACUAACAGGCAUCUGCCCUGUCCGCAGGGAGCUCUACUCGCAGUGCUUUGAUGAGCUAAUCCGACAGGUGACCAUCAACGGUGCUGAGAGGGGUCUGCUGCUGUUACGGGUGAGAAAUGAGAUUCAAAUGACUAUUGCUGCCUACCAGACACUGUAUGAAAGCAGCGUGGCUUUCGGCAUGAGGAAAGCACUGCAGGCUGAGCAGGGCAAGACUGACAUGAAGAAAAAAAUUUCUGAUCUGGAGAAUGAGACACAAGACCUGAAGAAGCAACUGAAUGAACAGAAAGCUAAAUGUGAUGAAACUGAGAAGAGAGAAAAGGAAAAGCGACUGUUGGAGGAAAAGAGGCACACUGAGGAGAUACAGUUCCUCAAGAGAACCAAUCAGCAACUUAAGACCCAGCUGGAAAAGAUCAUAACACCAAAACAAAACUAAUAGAAAGAAGAAAAUGUUAACGUGUCCUUUGUCUCAUCUAUCGUAUAUAUAUGAGUGUUAACUUAAAGGGGCAGUAAGCUAUUCUGGAGAAAGCUUGUUUUUCUCUCUUUGUUGGGCCGCGAAUCCAGGACCUCGCUGUGCGAGUCCGAGGCACUAACCACUAUAGGCCAAAACCCAUGGUUUGCAGCGCCACCCGCCAGCACGGCUCUUAAGGUGUCGACGGGUGAUUUUUAGAAACUGCGCUCGCGGUGUUGUGUGGUGCGGUCCGCACCAUUUUUUUUGCUUUCAAUUAACAGAGCCUGGGCUAAGCCGAAAACCUGGAUUUUUUUUGCCACACACAAAAGCGACAGCUGGUGAGGAAAUAUUUGCUGAUUUUUACUAAACAUGUGUUGCUUUAGAAUUGCUUACUGCCCCUUUAACUGAGUGUAAUUAGCAAAUAUUUUAUUUUUCUUUAACAUCAUGUCAAGUACAGUUCCAAAAAUUACUGUACAUUUCUCUUGAAAGUCAAGAGAGCAUUUCACCUGUAAAUGAUGUAUGAAGUAUCAUUCAAAAACAGAUGAGGGGUUGAAGGGAAAAGAAAGUUGAAAAGGUAGAUAAGACAUCAUUUCUCUGAGGGACAGUCGAGGUCUGGAUAAGGCAUCAAGUGGCCACCUAAUAAAGAUCAUUUAACACUCCGUUAGUAUUCCACCUUUUAUCAACUCUACAUUUUCAAUAAGAACAUGGCCCUUUUUGGCCAAAUUUAAUAAAGAUUUAUUACCUA
Scophthalmus maximus (turbot) is the source of this 2120-nucleotide messenger RNA. Its product is annotated as axonemal dynein light intermediate polypeptide 1-like. The record is from RefSeq and is a predicted model, not a curated record. Gene Ontology annotation, molecular function: dynein heavy chain binding. The transcript has 6 exons. NCBI's taxonomy places the organism in Eukaryota, Metazoa, Chordata, Actinopteri, Pleuronectiformes, Scophthalmidae. Bases 590 to 1360 code for a protein of 256 amino acids. Gene Ontology annotation, cellular component: filopodium; axoneme.